AGAUCGAGUCGGUCGUCUGACCUUUAACCAACUUCGUGAACUGUGAAGCAAUCUUUUAGAAAACAAAAAAAAACACACACACACAAGUGGAUCAAGAGGAUGUUGCUGAAAAAUUUCUUUGUAAGCAUACUCACCACAGUGGUGCUUCUAGCGGGAACCGGUGCUUCAAAGAUAUACAAGAAAGGGGACCCAAUUUCAGUUGGCGUUAAACCCCUGACUCCAGGUGGUGGUUCCUUCGACGAGGCAUUAUACCUCAACACUGUUGAUUUCUACUACCCGACUCUGGGAUCAUGUCCACCAGUUGAGCAACCGGGUCGUUUGAGCAACGAAUCACAUGUCCUACAAGAGGAUGCACUCUUUCAAAACAACUUGAUGGAAGCUCCAAUCAAAGCGACAUUUAUGGAGAACAGUAGAUGUCAACAUGAAUGCGACAAGGUGUACAGCUUGGAAAACAUUUCUCUUAUUCACGAUCUCAUAGAACAGGACUACAGAUUGAACUUCUUCCUGGAUGACAUCCCUGUCGGUAAAGAUGCCUACGAUGUUGAGACAAACAAGUUCUUUGUCAAGCCGGGAAUCCCUCUGGGUUACUUGGACUUCUACAACGUGCCACAUUUGUUCAACCACUUCCAGUUCAUCGUGUAUUACAAGAACUUCAAGACUGGUUAUGAAAUUCUCCACGUAACGGUCACUGAGCAAUCUUUGAACAGACCACCAAAGAAUGAGAUCCGUUGCCAUUUGGAACAACCUGUAUACUUUAGCAGACAUGAACAAAUGUUCAGUGGUACAAAGUACAGUUAUGAAUUCUUCUGGAAAGAGACCAACAAGUACAUUGGCAACAAAUGGGAUAUCUACAGAAACGAUAUCGUUCGUCCGCUGAUCUUAAACGUUACGCUGAUGUUGUUUUUGUCCUUGGUGAUAAUCAUCGGGGGUUUCUCAUAUAAAACGUACCGGAAGGCCACUACCUAUGAAAGAGCAAGAGCAAUUCGGAACAAAAAGACAGCAAACACGCAGAUAGAAGAAGACAUUGUCAAUAGUGAUGAUCUUGGCUUAUCAUGGCCAUCUCUUGCACUUCAGGUGCAGAGACGCCCAGGGAACUUUGCGCUGUUGAGUUUGUUUGUAUCAGUAGGCACGCAAAUCACUACAUGUGCUAUCUCCCUAUCUGUCUUUUACUUACUAGGUGGAAUCCAGGUCCAUAGAUUGGACGGGUACUUUACAAAGGUUUCAGUGGUCCUGUUCUUUAUCACCACUCCUUUGGGAUCUGCACUGAACUCUUAUCUUAACAAGCUCUAUUUCGAGAGCGGUAACCAGUUGACGAUUGCAGCUGCUUUGGACUCCUUUGCCGUCCCAUUGCUGUUGACUCCAAUGAUCUACUGGUAUAACUGGACCAAUGAAACUGUUGGGUCUCCAUACAGAGUGACAUGGUCGUUGUUUUUUAAAUCGUGUGAGGCUUAUGCUGCUAUUUCGGUGUGUUCCUUCCUUGCCAGUUACAAGUACUUUACUGUCCCUACACGUAAAGUAAGUGAGAUUGAACGUCAAGUCCCACACCUACCAAUCACUUUCCGUACUAUUCCAAACGUUCUGAUAUUUGGCAUUGCACCAUUUUCCAUCAUGGUUGUGCCACUGUCAAGGUUCUACUUGACGUUGUGGUACCAUCACACUUAUUCCGAUACUACGGUGAGCUGGUUUCUGUUUAUUCUCAUCGCAAUGAUUGUUGUCACUGCAAAUUUGAACAUUUACUAUUCGUUGUGUGUUGGUAACUGGCGUUGGGGAUGGCUCAGUUUCCUAAGCGGCUCAAGCAUUGGUCUCUUUUGCUUCGCCUACUCUUUCCACCUCACAAAGUACAACUUUGGUAACAACGCUUCUUUGCAUCUUUUCCUCAUACAAGAUUUGACAAUAUCCACCAUGUUUGCGCUUAUCGGAGGAUCGUUAAGUUUCCUAACUGGCUAUUGGUUAACCCUUAAUCUUUACAAAGGAUUAAAUUGAUACCCUCAUAUUGUCUCACCAUACACGACACAACACUUCUAUGUGUUCAAAGUUUAUACAGAUGUGUUCUGGUCAUGACAAAACAGAUGGGUUUGGAAUUUGUUAUAUACAAUCUUCUAUA
Messenger RNA from Williopsis jadinii, 2104 nucleotides. RefSeq names its product transmembrane 9 family protein. The transcript has a single exon. The coding region runs from base 100 to 1983 and encodes 627 amino acids. Gene Ontology annotation, cellular component: membrane; Golgi apparatus. Lineage: Eukaryota; Fungi; Ascomycota; Saccharomycetes; Phaffomycetales; Wickerhamomycetaceae. The record is from RefSeq and is a predicted model, not a curated record. Gene Ontology annotation, biological process: vacuolar transport; protein localization to membrane.